AUGCUAGUGCGCCGCCAACUGCAGGCUGGCUUGCUUCACGCUCUGCUGGGGCUCAGCGUGCAGCGGCCCACGCCAAAGGGAGCAAUAACAAACAUCUUCCACGAUGAUCCGCUCGGCUAUGUCCCAUGGGAUCCCAUCCGAAACGUGCCGCUGCCUGACUGGGCAGGAGACUACAAGGACAUCAAUCGCCUGUCGUGCACAUUUUCGGCAGACCAGCUCUUCCACUGGCCGGACCUGAAACGUGGCUUGUCCAUGUGGUUGGAGUCCCACCUGCGAGGCUAUGGCAACAUGACCCAGAUCUUUUGGGAGCAAAUUCGCCCGAUACAACAUGAUUUGACCAACAUCAUCAGUGCCCACGAAGUGAUGGUCUCCCGGGAUUGCAUUCUGGGCAUCCUCGCUGUGCGCACCGUGUACCUCCUGACCAUGAACAGGACCUACCGACAGGAAAUGGUCCUUGAGACGGACUUCCUGAUGAGUGAUUGGUACUACCUGGCCUAUCGCUUUCCGUUCUCCUUGCUGGUCGACACCGGCUGGGCUCCCAUCAUCUUCUCGUCCUGGGCGCUUCUCUCACAAAGCCUCAAACAGACCAACCCGCACUUGGUAUGGACGGACUGUGAGGAAGUUCCUGGCAUUGGACACAUGCCCUCAGACAUGCAGGAGCUGGCGACUGCUCCUGCCGAGCUGUGGCAAAACCUGCUGGAGUCCAUGGCGACUGCAGACGAUGCGAUGCUGAAACGCUGCCCGUUGGCCUGGGCGUACAUUGCCGGUCUGCUAUCGGCUGCGGAGGAGCAGGACCAGUUUCGGAAAGCAUUGCUUGACGUGUCCCAGCAGGCCUUAAGGCAUUACAGGGAGAAGAACAACUUCACCUUUGCCAACGUGCUGCUGUCGUCCUGGAGCCUUUUCGGACCUCUGGCUCACUCUGCCUUUGCCUUGGAUGAGAAGACCGGGCUCUCCAAGAAGAAGAGUUGCGGUUUGCUUUGGUGUCCCGAGGGUGGCACGCCGAACUAUCUAAUGUGCAAAUGCGAAUGGGUUUUCACUUCGAAUUACAGGAACACGACUGUGUGCAUUUUCAUGGUGGAUACUCGGCGCAGGUCAUCCUUGAGGAACAUCACGUCCGUGCUGAACGCGAGGUACUGGACACUUUCCUUCGGGGUCAAUAAAGCCUAUGCACAAGACCACGGCUAUGACAUUGACUAUGUCAGACCCGACGAGGCUUUGCAUUACCCAAACAGGAAGGUGGGCUGGGCGAAGGUGAAGGUCCUCAUAGAAGAACUUUCAAAGCGCGGUCCAGAGCGCUGUGCCUAUGGCGUCUCGAUCGACACGGACGCCUUCAUUCGCACCUCCGAGCCACUCGCUGCUAUCAUCACAGACUAUGGCCUCACCGAGAACAAGCUCAUCAUGUUCUCGCAGGAGUACCACGUGGAAACUGCCGACAAGGGGACUGACGACAUCAGCCAAAAAGCCUUCAUCAACGGCGGCUUCUUCAUCGUUCGUAACACCCCGGAGGGACUCGGACUUUUGCAGGAGUGGUAUGAUGUGCCAGAAACUUACGAGGAUAUGGCCCCCCUCAAAACCGAGAAUCCUCAAGGCCUCAACAUGUGCUGGGACCAGAAGAUGCAGCCAAAGUAUGCUGCCGUGACGGCUCUUGGUGAGCCGCAUCUGUUCACAGCACCGCUGGGUGUCGCCAUCCGGCACAACUGGUUCAAGGACCUGCGCUUUGAGCAGGAGUUGCAGGACAUUCUCUUGCACCGGCUCCAGCGUAGAUACGACUGCAUCGUUUGCCAAAACGUGUACGAUUGGGAUGAUUCCAACAACACGGACCCCGGAUGGCUCUGA
Molecule: messenger RNA, 1836 nt
Organism: Symbiodinium sp. CCMP2456
Lineage: Eukaryota; Dinophyceae; Suessiales; Symbiodiniaceae
Source: the annotation of a GenBank genome assembly